Molecule: messenger RNA, 861 nt
Organism: Cutaneotrichosporon cavernicola
Lineage: Eukaryota; Fungi; Basidiomycota; Tremellomycetes; Trichosporonales; Trichosporonaceae
Exons: 6
Coding region: 1-861 (286 amino acids)
Molecular function (GO): oxidoreductase activity
Source: RefSeq, a predicted model, not a curated record
AUGCCUGGAUCCAAGACACCAACGUCGUUGGCCGCGACGUACAAGAUGCUCGACGGUCGCGAGAUACCCAUCUUUGGAUUAGGCGUCUACGAGAUGUCUGACGGCCAAACCCGCGCCGCCGUAGCAUGGGCCCUCGAAGCGGGAUACCGUCACAUCGACACGGCCGAAUGGUACGAGAACGAAGGUUCAGUCGGCGACGGACUGCGUGAUUUCCUCACCUCCCCUUCUGGCUCUAACGUAUCCCGGCAAGACAUCUUUAUCACCUCGAAACUCAUGCAUAAUCGCGGGUACAACGAGACACUGCAAGACUUGCGCGCGUCUCUGUCCCGCGCGGGGUUGGACUACUUUGACCUGUACCUCCUACACGCUCCUUCCGGGGGCAAGGAGGGACUGGUCAAGAGUAUUGGGGUUUCGAAUUUCUCGCCUAAGCACAUCGAGGAGAUUGUCGCGCGUGGCGAUGAGCUUCCGGUCGUUAAUCAGAUUGACCUGCAUCCCUUCAUGCGGCAUAAGGCGUAUGUUGACAAUUGCCAGAAACACGGUAUCAUCCUCGAGGCAUGGGCGCCGCUCGCGAGAGCUAUGCGAUUCCAGCAUCCUGUCAUCGAGACGGUUGCCGACAAGUACUCCAAGACGCCGGCGCAGGUCCACCUUCGCUGGGGGCUGCAGCACGGAUACAUUGUCAUUCCCAAGUCGGCUUCACGUAAACGCAUCAUUGAGAACGCGGACGUGUUCGACUUUGAGCUGUCCGCCGCGGACAUGGAGCAGCUUGAUGGGCUGGAUGAGAACCUCAUCACUGACUGGGACAUCACAACGGUGAGCCUCGUGACUGAGUUUGUUGACCUCAGCUUGAUUAGCAUGCCUUGA